AUGGCGGAGCUCCUCCUCGGGGAGGCCAAGCUGGAGCAGUACCUGAAGGAACACCCCCUGCGGCAGGGCGCCAGCCCCCGAGGCCCCCGGCCCCAGCUGACGGAGGUCCGCAAGCAUCUGACCGCCGCCCUGGACCGAGGGAACCUCAAGGCAGAAUUCCUUCGGGAGUGCAGUCUGGUCCUGGCCAAGCUGCACUACGUGGAAGGCGACUAUGAAGGCGCGCUCAGCCUCUACGCCCGGGCGGGCCUGGAGGACUGGCCGCUGACGGGCGUGCCCCCCUACCGGCUGCGCAUGGCCGCCGAAGCCUACGCCACCCAAGGACUUUGUUUAGAGAAGUUGCCUAUUUCUUCUUCUACCAGCAGCCUCCGUGUGGACCGGGAGCAGGACAUCAUCACCUGCUAUGAGAAGGCGGGGGACAUUGCCCUCUUGUACCUUCAGGAGAUAGAAAGGGUAAUACUUUCUAAUAUUCAGAACAGAAGUCCCAAGCCUGGCCCUGCUCCCCACGAUCAAGAACUAGGUUUUUUCCUAGAAACGGGACUGCAGAGAGCCCAUGUCCUCUAUUUCAAAAAUGGGAAUCUGACAAGAGGAGUCGGGCGGUUCAGAGAGCUCCUCAGAGCGGUUGAAACGAGAACAACCCAAAACCUGCGAAUGACAAUAGCCAGGCAGCUGGCGGAGAUCUUGUUGCGGGGUAUGUGUGAGCAGAGCUACUGGAACCCUCUGGAGGAUCCGCCAUGCCAGUCACCCCUGGACGAUCCUCUCCGGAAAGGAGCAAACACGAAAACCUACACCCUCACCCGGAAAGCCCGCGUCUACUCAGGAGAGAACGUUUUUUGUCCUCAAGAAAAUACUGAAGAAGCCCUGUUGCUGCUGCUGAUCAGUGAGUCGAUGGCCAACCGGGACGCUGUGCUGAGCAGGAUACCUGAGCACAAGAGCGACCGUCUCAUCAGUUUACAGAGCGCAUCUGUGGUCUAUGAUUUACUGACCAUCGCUCUUGGAAGAAGAGGCCAGUAUGAGAUGCUGUCGGAGUGCUUGGAGAGAGCCAUGAAGUUUGCCUUCGAGGAGUUCCACCUCUGGUACCAGUUCGCUCUGUCGCUAAUGGCUGCUGGAAAAUCCGCGCGUGCCGUGAAGGUGUUGAAGGAGUGCAUCCGCCUGAGGCCGGACGACGCCACCAUCCCGCUGCUGGCCGCCAAGCUGUGCAUGGGCUCCCUGCACUGGUUGGAAGAAGCUGAGAAGUUUGCCAAAACAGUGGUUGAUGCAGGAGAGAAAACGUCAGAGUUCAAAGCCAAAGGCUACCUGGCCCUGGGGCUGACGUACAGUCUGCAGGCCACGGACGCUUCUCUGCGAGGGAUGCAGGAGGUCCUUCAGAGAAAGGCGCUGCUUGCGUUUCAGAGGGCCCACAGCCUGUCGCCUACAGACCACCAGGCCGCCUUCUACCUGGCCCUGCAGCUCGCCAUCUCCAGACAGAUCCCAGAGGCUCUGGGGUACGUACGCCAAGCUCUUCAACUUCAAGGCGAUGAUGCCAACUCCCUGCACCUCCUCGCCCUCUUGCUCUCAGCGCAGAAGCAUUACCAUGAUGCUCUGAAUAUCAUCGACAUGGCCCUGAGCGAAUAUCCAGAAAAUUUUAUACUGCUGUUUUCCAAAGUGAAGCUGGAGUCCCUCUCCCGGGGCCCGGACGAGGCGCUCCUCACGUGUAAGCACAUGUUACAGAUCUGGAAAUCCUGCUACAACCUGACCAACCCCAGUGAUUCUGGACGUGGAAGCAGCCUCUUAGAUAGAACCAUUGCUGACAGACGACAGCUUAAUACAAUUACUUUGCCAGACUUCAGCGAUCCCGAGACAGGCUCCAUCCACGCCACGUCAGUCGCGGCCUCCAGAGUGGAGCAGGCGCUGUCGGAAGUGGCCUCGUCCCUGCAGAGCAGCGCCCCCAAGCAGGGCCCCCUGCACCCCUGGAUGACGCUGGCGCAGAUCUGGCUGCACGCAGCGGAAGUCUACAUCGGCAUCGGGAAGCCCGCGGAGGCCACGGCCUGCACGCAGGAGGCCGCCAGCCUGUUCCCCAUGUCCCACAACGUCCUCUACAUGCGCGGCCAGGUGGCGGAGCUCCGCGGGAGCGCGGACGAGGCCCGGCGGUGGUACGAGGAGGCCUUGUCCAUCAGCCCCACGCACGUGAAGAGCAUGCAGCGUCUGGCCCUGAUCCUCCACCAGCUGGGCCGCUACAGUCUGGCCGAGAAGAUCCUGCGGGACGCGGUGCAGGUGAACUCCACGGCCCACGAGGUCUGGAACGGCCUGGGCGAGGUCCUGCAGGCUCAGGGCAACGACGCGGCGGCCACCGAGUGCUUCCUGACGGCCCUGGAGCUGGAGGCCAGCAGCCCCGCCGUGCCCUUCACGGUCAUCCCCCGCGCGCUCUGA
This is a messenger RNA of Rangifer tarandus platyrhynchus (Svalbard reindeer), 2406 nucleotides long. Lineage: Eukaryota; Metazoa; Chordata; Mammalia; Artiodactyla; Cervidae. The record is from the annotation of a GenBank genome assembly.